AUGACCGCGGUGUUCAAGAUCGUUCCGACGACGCAGAAGUACGACUGGGGCAAGAUCGGCCUCUCAUCGAAGGUCGCCCAGUAUGCAGUCGCUGCCAAGGUUCCAGGAUUCACGCUCGACGAGGGGGGAACUGACAAAUUGCUGCUGGGUGGGCAACUACAGCUGUGGAUGGGCACACACACAAGCGGACCCUCGCGCUUGCUGGGCUCUGACGUGGCGCUCUCGGAGCAUCUCGCACUGCAUCCUGAGCUGAUUGGCGAGAAGGUCGUAGAGAAAUUCAGGGAAGCCGGCGCAGGACAGGGCAACCUGCCCUUCUUGUUCAAGGUUCUCGCGAUUGAAAAAGCGCUCAGCAUCCAGACGCAUCCAGACAAGAAGACGGCAGAGCAGUUGCACAAGGAGAGACCGGACGUGUACAAAGAUGCGAAUCAUAAGCCGGAGAUGGCGCUUGCGCUCACGCCGUUCACUGCUAUGUGCGGCUUCUUGCCGCUUUCCCAGAUUGCCAUAUUCCUCAUAACCACACCCGAGUUUGCAGCGCUCAUUCCUCCCACGAUAGCCAGCUCAUUCGUCUCUAUCUCGUCUUCUAAUAUAUCUGGUCCAGCGGAGAAGGCAGCAUUGAAAGAUCUCUUCGCGGCUGUCAUGACGGCCGAAGAGUCUGCGUUCAAGACGCAGCUCCAGAAGCUUGUGCAGCGAUACGAAGCGCGCGAAGUGCAAAAUGCGGAAGAUGGCGUGCGCGACCUCGUUUUGCGCUUGCACAGCCAGUUCCCGGGGGAUAUUGGGGUGUUCUGCGCGUUCAUGCUCAACUAUGUACAGAUGGGCCCGGGAGAUGCCAUUUUCCUCGCAGCGGGCGAGCCGCAUGCGUAUGUCACUGGAGAUAUUAUCGAGUGCAUGGCAACAUCAGACAAUGUCAUCCGCGCGGGUUUGACGCCUAAGCUGCGCGAUAUCCCAAAUCUCGUCUCUGGAUUGACAUAUGGCGCGGGUGAUGCGAGACGCCACAUGGUGCAGCCAGUGGGUUGGGCCUCUACUGCGUAUACGAAGCUGUACGACCCGCCGAUUCCUGAGUUCUCGGUAUUGCAAGUGCUAGUGCCUCCUGCCGAGAGCGAGGCACAUCCAGCUGUUGAUGGCCCGAGCAUUGCGAUUGUGACAGGGGGGACGGGCGCGCUAGAAUGGGAGGCUGGUGGGAGAUUGAACGUCGCGAAGGGUGAUGUGGUAUUCGUGGGCGCCGGGACCGCGCUGAAAGUUGUAAACUCGGGUGACGCAGAGUUGGCGAUGUAUCGUGCGUUUGUGGAGGCACAGAAUCGUGAUCUAUGCACAGAAGUGGGCAUUACCGUCAGCUAUUGGCCGGGGCUGAGAUGCGCCGUCGCGCCGUUCUCACUUCUCGGAGUGCUCAAUCCGAUAAAUCCGGGCGUGAUGUGGCACUGGAAGAAGCGAUCGUUUGAUUUCUAUGAACAGUAUGGCACAGACACAGUAUCGGUGGUCCCAAUUCUAUCGGGCAAGCCUGCAUUCUACACGGCCAACCUCGAGGUCAUCCAUCAGGUCCUGGGAGGCGGCAUUAAUUCCUCAUGGGUCAAACCUAGACUGAGUGCGUUCAACGAGUGGGGUACGAAUGUCUUGACUGCUGAAGGGGAUAUAUGGCUAAGGCACCGAAGGGUCAUCCAGCCUGCUUUCAACAACAGCAUGUAUGCCCUCGUCUGGGAGCAGACCGUCCUCAUGUACGAGGCCAUGAUGCAAGGCGAAAAAUGGUGUGACCAAAAGAUUGUCGAAAUCCCAGUUCUUCAGGAAUAUACAUCCAAGCUCGCGUUCCUCAUCAUCGCCAUCUGUGGCUUCGGAAUGAAGACGUCUUGGACGGAAGAGAAGCGAGAGAAAGGCGGAGAGUUGACUAUCGCCGAGGCAUUACGUCUUGUAACGACCCGAUCUCCCUUCAGCCACUUUCCCAAAUGGGUGUCCAAAUUGCCAAUUAAGUCAUUGCGUACCCUUCAAACUGCUCAUCGAAUGUUGGAUGGCUAUAUGAAAGCACAAAUCAAUGAACGCGUAGCUAUAAUACAGAAACAGAUGAAUCUAGACGAAGAAGGCGAUAGAGAUGUCUUCAGUCUAAUGGUCCGCGCUAAUGAACGGAAUGUGCACUCCGCACACGAUCAAAAGUCUACGUUGACCGAUGAUGAAUUGAUAGCGAAUGUUUUCCUGUUGCUAUUUGCGGGGUACGAGACCACAGCGCACAGCCUUGCCGCAACGUUUGCUCUCCUGGCUGCACAUCCUGAGGCACAGGAGGAUGUUCAUCGUCAAAUCAUGGACGUAGUCGGAUGUGACCGAGAUCCAAGAGUCGGUGAUUACCAUGAGCUUGACAAGGUUCUGAAUGUAUUCUAUGAAGCAAGUCGCAUGUUCCCAGCGUCAUUCGCAUCGACUCGUGUUGCGGCCGAGGAUGUGGAGCUUAAGGUCCCUGCUGCUUUUGAUUCGGGUGAACAUGCAACCAUCGUGGCGCCAAAGGGCACAUCUAUUGUCAUUGAUGCUGUCGCACUGCAGUAUAGCCCACGAUAUUACUCCGACCCAACUCAGUUUAAUCCUUCACGGUGGGAAGGCGACAAUAAAGUCGAACUUGUCGCAGGGUUCAGCUAUGGCCCGCGCAAUUGUCUCGGACGGAGAUUUGCGACCACUGAGGCCGUAGCCUUCCUUACAAUGUGGCUGCGUGACUGGAAGGUUGAGCCUUUGCUCGAGAAGGGCGAGACGAUAGAGGAUUGGCGCCUGAAGGUCCUCGAUGCAAGAUUUUUCUUGGUCCUCGCAAUCAAGGACGUUCCUAUCCGGUUGACGCGUAGAACCCUUGUAUGA
This is a messenger RNA of Fibroporia radiculosa, 2820 nucleotides long. RefSeq lists its product as uncharacterized. Gene Ontology annotation, biological process: GDP-mannose biosynthetic process; carbohydrate metabolic process. Gene Ontology annotation, molecular function: monooxygenase activity; mannose-6-phosphate isomerase activity; zinc ion binding. Bases 1 to 2820 code for a protein of 939 amino acids. Gene Ontology annotation, cellular component: cytosol. The transcript is spliced from 17 exons. Lineage: Eukaryota; Fungi; Basidiomycota; Agaricomycetes; Polyporales; Fibroporiaceae. The record is from RefSeq and is a predicted model, not a curated record.